GCCCUGUAGUCAUCUACUAAAAAAAGAGACAUUCACAGCCGAUGUCUGAAUCUCUCCUCAAAGUACUACAAAGCUGCAAAGGAUCACCCCUGCUGGGAAAUCCUGCUAACACACACUGUCAGGCACAGAACAGAUAACCCUUGCCAAAGAAACAGAGCUACAUGACUUCCCAUUCCGCAUGCUUCAGUUGGGCAGUGCUUUGCCAUGGGCUGGGAGGUGAACAACUCAACUGAUUACUGGAUUGAGGACGAUGAGCAUUAUCCCAGCUCUAACAUAGAUUACAACACAUACGAGUUUCUCUGUGAAAAAGAAGAUGUGAGAAAAUUCAUGAAAGUAUUCCUCCCUGUGUUCUAUGCGUUGACUUUCACUGUUGGAGUUGCUGGAAAUUCGUUAGUGGUUGCAAUUUACGCCUACUGCAAGAAACCAAAGACCAAGACAGAUGUGUACAUCAUGCACCUGGCCAUUGCUGAUUUGCUCUUGCUCUUCACGCUCCCCUUUUGGGCUGCAAAUGCAGUGCAGGGAUGGGAACUUGGAAAUUCAAUGUGCAAGCUCACUUCUUCUCUUUACACCAUGAAUUUCAGCUCUAGCAUGCUGUUCCUGGCCUGUAUCAGUGUGGAUAGAUACAGGGCUACCUCUGAGUCCCAGCAUCACAGAAGAGCUGGAAAACACUGCAGCGUUACCUGCAUCUGUGUCUGGCUGUCUGCCAUACUGCUCAGCAUCCCUGAACUGAUAUUUACCCAAGUCAUGACACACAAUAAUAGGAAUGAAUGCCUACCUAUAUUUCCAGCAAACAUGGAAACACUUUUAAAAGCAACCAUUCAGAUCCUAGAAGUUAUCCUGGAGUUUCUUCUUCCUUUCCUAGUAAUGAUGACCUGCUAUUCAGUUACUGCUCGGGCAAUCUUUAGAUCUGCAAACGCUAAAAAAUCUAGACCCUUCAUGGUUCUGUUGGCAGUAGUGGCUGCCUUUAUAAUUACCCAGCUACCUUACAACAUAGUUAAGUUCUGGCGAGCCAUAGAUAGCAUCUACCUACUGAUUACUGACUGUGAGGCGAGUAAAACCAUAGACAUUGCGCUCCAGGUCACCAAGAGCAUAGCUCUGUUUCACACCUGCCUGAACCCAAUUCUGUAUGCCUUCCUGGGGGCUUCUUUUAAAAUGCAUGUUAUGAAAAUAGCAAAACAUUAUGGGUACUGGAGAAGACAACAACAGCAUGAAGGGCCUGAAGAAAUCUCUAUGAAUUCUGAAGUCCGUACUGAAGAAACGAUUAGCUUCACUAUAUAGACUGUUGUUUGUAUUAUCUUAAUCAAAAUAGGGAUUACUUACUAACUUGGGGGGUAUUAUUCCAACAGCUGUUUCUCUGCAAGUCGUCUUGCAGAUGAACUUAAAAACCUGCAGAGAAGCCAAGACACUACACAGUGGAGCUCAAAAAUGGAACACAGUCAAAAUCAAGCACAAGGCAAAGAAAAUAUACUGGAAGUGCUGGAAACAAUUAAGGUAUUUUUUAAAAAAACAACAAAAGAAAACCAUAAAAUCACAGCAACAGGAUAUUAAAUUGCUGUGUAAUGGAAAAUCAGCACACAUCUAAACAACCGAUUUAAAAGAGAAAAGGAAACCAUCAGCAAUAAAAUGACAGCACAGGAACCUCUGCACCAAAAUUCAGUAAUCUUGUGUUUCUCCAACUAUUCUGGAAAACUUCACAGCAUUUGACUAAUUCUCGCUCCAGAGACGCAGUUGCAGCUUAAAAUGAGGUAUCAGUUCACAACUGAGAACCGAGAGAAGGAAAAAAAGCCAUUUUCUAUGUGUAAGCACAUAUGUAGAACAACAAGAACAACCCCCACAAGAAACACAAACUCCUGCUCUGUAACUACCAAAAAUGAUCCUUCAUGUCUCCAUUUUCUGCUCGCCCUAAACUUCAAUAAGCCCAAUGGCCAAUGAGAGGCACAUUCCAGAUCUCUGUAAACAUAAGAUCAAACAUGAAUGUCAGAGUAAUGCUAUCAAAGCAUGAGCAGAAAUGCAAGAAACACUUUUUAAAGUUAAACUUCAGAUACAGGGCCUGGAAUUUUUGGUGGGAAUUUGUAAAAUGAUGAGAUACAGAGGCAACUAUAGCCUACUAGAAUAUGCAAAGAUACAAUAAAAUAUACAAGUAUU
This is a messenger RNA of Coturnix japonica (Japanese quail), 2145 nucleotides long. The record is from RefSeq and is a predicted model, not a curated record. NCBI's taxonomy places the organism in Eukaryota, Metazoa, Chordata, Aves, Galliformes, Phasianidae.